This is a messenger RNA of Branchiostoma belcheri (Belcher's lancelet), 2606 nucleotides long. Its product is annotated as potassium channel subfamily K member 2-like. The transcript is spliced from 7 exons. The record is from RefSeq and is a predicted model, not a curated record. The coding region runs from base 200 to 1210 and encodes 336 amino acids. NCBI's taxonomy places the organism in Eukaryota, Metazoa, Chordata, Leptocardii, Amphioxiformes, Branchiostomatidae. Gene Ontology annotation, biological process: stabilization of membrane potential; potassium ion transmembrane transport. Gene Ontology annotation, cellular component: membrane. Gene Ontology annotation, molecular function: potassium ion leak channel activity.
CUUACCUGUGUACACACACAACACACGCUCGUCUGUCGGUGUUAGCUCAGGAAGAUUUGCGCCCGUGUUUCUAUGUGUUUAGACAACGACUUGUUAUUAGUCGUAGGAAUCGAGUCAACAGGACAACACAGACAAGACAAGCAGAGACAGAGGCGCAGUUCCCACAACAGUUACGGACCAGAUAUUAGACGGUGGCAGUAUGAGGUGGAAGACACUUCUGCCCCUGUUCUUCGUCUUCAUUGCGUUCCUGUUUUUCGGGGCCUGGAUUUUCAAGACCCUGGAGGAGACGUACCAUGUGCCCGGGAUUCGGAUCGAGCACGAUCUUGAGGCGGUGAUAGUGGCCAUAGCCAGGCGGGUCAACUCUAGCGUGUCCGAGGACGAGGUUCUGGCUUACAUCGAGGCCGCGCGGACAGGGAGGUUUCCGAUGUCCCAAAAUGGCACCACGACUGCAUAUCACAUGGACUACUUCGACGCCUGGUUCUUCUGUAUCACGUUCAUCACUACCAUAGGGUACGGCUUCAUCACUCCGCACACUGUGGGCGGGAAGCUGUUCUGUAUAGUGUACGCCUUCCUGGGGAUCCCUGUGACGCUGAUCAUGCUGACGGCUAUCGGACGGAAACUAGGUGAUACUAACAGGUGGGUGGAGAAGAAGGUACAGAAGAAGCUGCCGAACUAUCCGGGGCGGAUCCGGGCGGUGACGCUGCUGAUCGUGGUGGUGACGAGUGUCGGCAUCUUUUUCUUCGUGCCGGCCAUCAUCUUCACCAUCGUGGAGGGGUGGAACUUCCUGGACUCGCUGUACUACUGCUUCAUCACGCUCAGCACGGUCGGCUUCGGCGACUUCGUCUCCAGCGUGCAUCACGAGUCCUCUUCGUACUUCGGCUUCGUGCUGUAUAAGGUGAUCUUGUUCCUGUGGAUCAUGGUGGGUCUGAGCAUCGUCGCCGCCGUGUUUGACUUGAUCCAGGAGGCGCUGAGAGGUCUGAAGACCAGGGUGAACAGAAACAUGAAGGACCUGAGCGUGGACCAUUUCGGCCACCUGGUCAGCAGGGUGCACGAGGAGGGCGGGAAGGGUCUGGGUAAGAUCACCGACAUCACCAAGAGUAAGAUGAAGAAACAGCGCGCCAGGACGUCCAUCUCCAGGAAAAACAAGAACCCGGACGAGGAGACGGCGAGUGACGGCAUGCCGGGGAGUUACGUCGCACAGGAGUGGUAACAUGUUAGCGUUAGUGACUAUCCAGAACCAUGCAUAGCUGGUUCUAUGCCGGAAUUGGUUAUAUGGUAUCCAGAACUUUGCCUAAGCUUAGUUUAAAAUCUAUGCCUGAAUGGGUUAUCUUUUAUCCAGAGCCGUAUCUAUUAUAGCUAGUUCUAUGCAUAUGCCUGACUUGAUUAUACUAGUAUUGUAUCCAGAGCCGUACGUAUCUAUCUAGUUCUAUGGCUAGUUCUAGGAUCAGGCAUCGUUCUGGAUAUUCUCCGCGUAUUCAAGAACGUAGAUUUGCCCCAGGCACGGUUCUGGAUCCGGAUACGCGUGGGCUAUCCAGAACUAUACCUGCAGCAUGGUCAUGGAUAAAGUUUUAAAUACAUGUAUAACAGUGACUAUAGAGAACUGUUGUUCUCAUGUAUCCUUACAGCCACUAGCGAUCACAGUUUGAACUGCACUUUUUAUUAUUUUUGAGCAGCGGACAUUUGUGUAACAAGCAGCUUCUGUUGUGCUAUAGGUUACAAGCAAUAUCGUGGAUUACCAGCGAAGGAGCCGGCAACGUAACAGAAAUUCAGAACUUUUAAAAAGGUUAUUAGAAGAAAGAGUUUUAGGACGGGAAUUCCUUUAUUAUAACAUAUAUAAUAUGUUAGUUUUGCAAAAUACUUUUUCUAUGAUGAUUGCUCAGUUGACGACCUGUUAUGUACCGUAAAUGAGAAAUAUGUAUCAAUUCCACCUGCUGUAGAUGACUGUUGUGGAUGGUAACUUUGAAACAAAUCUAAAUGUGCAACCUUAUACAUGUUUAUAUUCAUGGCAUAGUGUGUUUAUGGUAGAUAUUUUGUAAAUACGUGUGUAUGUGUAAUGUAACAAAGAUUUUGACUUACUCUAAUAUUUUAAUCGGAAAUGAAUUAAGGGUAUCAUUUUAAUUAAUAAUGUUUUGAUCUAUAUUCAAACCUUUAAACUUUCUAUUGCAAAUACUAUAUCACCGGCUUACAGAGUCUGAAUUAUUGAGGAGAUAUUUAACAGUUAAUGCGAUCUAGGUAGCGAGUCAUUCUUAAAACAUAAGGAAACAUUUAUAUUAGAUUCUUUUAAUAGUGAAAAUUGCUACGAAGAAGUAAACUUUUUUCUGUAAUAUUUACUCCUCUUUCACUUUGUUAUCCCUUCUGUAAUGUGAACAAUUCUCUUUUGCCACAUUGUUUGUAAAGUCCUCUAUGGUAUCAAAUGUAAAUGUUUAGAGAUACAACAAAAUUGUUAUGUCUGCUUCUUCUUGCGUCAAUGGUAGGCAAACCAUUUGAUAUUCAAUUGAUAUUUGAUAUGCCGGACAGCUUGCGCUAUUUAAUAUCGGCGUGAAAAUGAUUUACUGUUCUUCAUUGUUUGUUGGUCUUUUUCAUGUUACUUGCAAUUAGAUAUAGCU